Messenger RNA from Micromonas pusilla CCMP1545, 1791 nucleotides. RefSeq lists its product as uncharacterized. The record is from RefSeq and is a predicted model, not a curated record. Lineage: Eukaryota; Viridiplantae; Chlorophyta; Mamiellophyceae; Mamiellales; Mamiellaceae. The coding region runs from base 667 to 1791 and encodes 374 amino acids. The transcript has 3 exons.
UCGGCGAACCUGGUGAAGGAGCUGCUGACGUACGUGCGGAAGCAGCGCCUUCGCGCGGCGGCGCAGGGCGGCGGCGCGUACACGCUGACCCCCGAGCAGCGCGCGGCGGCGGAGAAGGCGGAAGCGGCGAGGAUGGCGGAGGCGCAGGCGAAGAAGGACGCGGAGGAGGCGGCGGCGAGGCGCGCGCUCGAGGAGAAGGAGGCUGAGGAAAAAUUCGCGGCGAUGCGUCUGAAAGAAGCCGCCGCCGGCGAGGUCAUCACAUGGGUCUUCGAGAAGGGCAGCAUCCUCAGGAAGCCCGGCGGGAUACCUUUCAAGCCCGGGAAGAAGCCCGGGGAGCCGCCGACGAUCCAGGUCGUGAUCCCCGCGAUGAUCGUGGGACGCAUCAUCGGAAAGCAGGGCUCCACGAUUCGCGGCAUCGAGGAGCGGAGCAAGGCGAAGGUGAGCAUCUCGGAAGGGAAGGGCGGGCCCGGGAUGUCGACGCUCGUCGUCGUCGGCGACGACCGCGCGAGCGAGAGCGUGCGGAUGAUGGUGAACAACGCCAUCGGCGGCGGGAAGCGGUGACGACGGACGGACGCGAGAAGCUCGCUUUUAACGACAACCGCCCGAGGACUUCCGUUCGAAAACCUAAACCCUUAGGGUUUAGGUUUUGAGGUUGUUUUGACCCAAAUGCCCGACUGUUCUCGACCACGCGCCACGUGUCCAGCUCGUCCAUCCGUUCUCGACGCCAGUCCCCGAGGCGCCGCGCACGCUCCGACGCACAUGCGCGCCGCGUCCGCCGCCCCCGCGACGCUUCGCGCGCCCGCGCGCCGCCGCGCGCCCGCGCGUCGCCGCGCCGCCUCGCGCGCCGCCGCCGCGUCGUCGUCGUCGUCGUCCGAUCGGUCCGAUCGGCACGUCGUCCUCCUCCCCGGGCUCGGGAACGCGUCGUCGGACUACGACGACUUCGUCGCCGAGCUCGAGUCCAGGGGCGUGCGCGCGACCGUCGCGAAGGUCGCGCGCCCGGACUGGCUGCGAAACGCCGCGGGCCUCGCGUCGCCGACGUACUGGCAGGGCACGCUGACGCCGCGUCCCACCGUGGACUGGUACCUGACGCGGAUAGAGGACGCGAUCGCCGCGGCGAAAGCCGACGGCGCGUCCAAGGUGACGCUCGUCGCGCACAGCGCGGGCGGGUGGCUCGCGCGCGUCUACCUCCACGACUUUGGCGUCGACGACGUGCGCGCGCUCGUGUCGCUCGGGUCGCCGCUGAACGCGUGCCCGAAGGACGUCCCCGGCGUCGUCGACCAGACGAGAGGCGCGUUCUAUCUCACACUGGUUCCCAUACGACCGCGAUGGCGUGGUGAACGCCGCAUCUUGACGUGGGUGGAGCGCGAGUGCGACGCGCCGGAGAAACUCGGGAUCCCCGUGACGUGCCUCGCUGGGAAGUGGAAGAUGGGGAGCGACACGCCGGGGGCGACGAUCGAGUUCGCGGUCGGGCAAGGGUACAAGCAAGUGUGCGGCGCCGCGGAGGGGGUGUGGGGGGACGGGAUCACACCGGUGGAGGUGAGAGUCCGAGUGCGAUCGCUUUUUUCGUUUUUCACCCCGCGCCUGGGUUUCAACGUUAGAUCGCGUCCCCUUUCAACUGACCGAUCAACUUUGGAAUCACCCAUCCAUCGUCAGACCGCGCACCUCGCGGGCGCGACGUGCGUCACGCUCGACGGGGUGUUUCACACGCCGCUGGGGAGCGACGAGAAGGACAGGCCGUGGUACGGCUCGCCGAGGGUGUUGGACCAGUGGAUAGACGCGCUGCUCGCGUGA